AUUAGAAAUUCUUGUUAAACGAUAAGACCACAUUUCCAUUUCCUCUCUCCAAACCAGCCGGUCCAAACCAAUUCCCUUCAAAAUUUUCAGUUCCCGUAAAAAAGAAAAAAAAAAAGAAAAAAUGAAAAAAUGAAAAGACAAGAAAUCACACAAAACCAGUAAUCACAGGCGAACCGGAACAUCACAAAAUGGCCCUUUCUACUUCACCUCCACUCUGAGCCGCCUCCAAUCCCCUGGUUGUUGCAAAGGUUAAAGAGAAACCGGAGAACUGGAGCGAGUAGAGGACUGAAGCAUCGACUAUGGGAACGACUACGACUACGACUAGCCUUGAUGCGGGAGGCGAAGACCGGGUUAUGGCGGCGGCUCAGCAGAUAGUGAAGAGUCUCAACACUGCAAAAGAGGUUCGUGAAGAUAUGCUUUUGAUUUUCUCGAGCUUCGAUAACCGCUUAUCCAACAUCACCAAUUUAAUAAAAAAAGACUCUGACAGUACCGGCGUCCGGUUUGACGCCGCCGAGAAAGUGAUCCUCCGGUGGGAUUCUUCCUCAUCUAACCCUGACGCUUCCCGUCACUCUCUUCCUUGGGAAGACUCUCCCCAUGAAGCCGCCGAGUUCCUCUCAGCGGUUGACGAAAUCCUUAAAUUGGUUGUUGAUGUGUCGAUUCGGUCCGAUAAUGAAACCAUGGACCGGGCAGAGGCCGCUGUUCAGUUGGCAAUGUCGAGGCUAGAAGAUGAGUUUCGGCUUAUUUUGAUUAGGAACACCGUCCCACUCGACGCGGAGGGGCUUUACGGUUCGAUCCGGAGGGUUUCCCUUUCUUUCGCAGCGAAUGAAGGGGAGAUUGAUGAGGAAUUUGAGAGUUUCGGAGAGGUUGAUAGCGUAAGAGGGUGCUUUCACGAGCGAGGAGCGAGCUUGGGAGAUGAUUUAUGUGUUGAUUUGAUAAAUGCUGAUGCUGUUGUGGAGUUGAAGGAGAUUGCAGACCGGAUGAUCCGGUCUGGCUAUGAAAAAGAGUGCGUUCAAACUUAUAGUAAUGUUAGGCGUGAUGCUUUGGAUGAGUAUUUGGUGAUUCUUGGAGUUGAGAAGUUGAGUAUUGAGGAAGUUCAGAAGAUUGACUGGAAAGCUUUGGAUGAAAAGAUGAAGAAAUGGAUUCAGGCAAUUAAGAUUACUGUUAGGGUUCUUUUGAGUGGGGAAAAGAGGCUUUGUGAUCAGAUCUUUAAUGGUUUCGAUUCGAUCAAAGAAAUUUGUUUUAGUGAGGCUGCUAAAGGAUGUGUAAUGCAGUUAUUGAAUUUUGGCGAAGCAGUGGCUAUCGGGAAAAGAUCAUCUGAGAAGUUGUUUAGAAUUCUGGAUAUGUAUGAUGUGUUGGCUGAUGCAUUGCUCGAUCUUGAGAUGAUGAUUACAGAUGAAUUCCUGUGUAGUGAAGCAAAGGGAGUGCUGUCUGGAUUAGGCGAUGCAGCAAAAGGGACUUUUGAGGAGUUUGAGAAUGCUGUGAAGAGUGAGGCCUCAAAAAAACCUAUGCAGAAUGGUGAGAUUCAUCCACUUACACGUUAUGUGAUGAAUUAUGUCAAACUGCUUGUCGAUUAUAGCAAGACUUUGAAUUUGUUAUUGGAGAGUGAUGAGGAUGAAGAAGAUGAUGGAUUACAGAGUGAAGAUAGUGAGCUUGAAACUACGACUCCAUUUGCUAAACGGCUGUUGUUGUUGAUAUCCUCUUUGGAGUCCAAUCUCGAGGAGAAAUCGAAACUGUAUGAGGAUGGUGCAUUGCAUUGUAUAUUUUUGAUGAAUAAUAUUCUGUAUAUAGUGCAAAAGGUGAAGGAUUCUGAGCUGGGUAAGCUUUUGGGAGACAAUUGGGUUCGUAAGCGGCGUGGCCAAGUACGACAGUAUGCUACAAGUUAUCUUCGGGCUUGUUGGAUGAAAGCUCUGUAUUGUCUGAAGGAUGAAGGAAUAGGUGGUAGCUCUAACAAUGCCUCCAAGGUGACCUUGAAGGAGAGAUUUAAGAACUUCAAUGCAUGUUUUGAAGAAAUAUAUAGGAUUCAGACAGGUUGGAAGGUCCCUGAUCCUCAACUUCGUGAAGAGUUUCGAAUUUCUAUAUCAGAGAAAGUAAUUCCUGCUUAUCGAUCCUUCAUGGGGAGAUUUGGGAGUCAGCUAGAGAGUGGAAGGAAUUCUGGAAAAUACAUUAAGUAUACCCCAGAGGAUCUGGAAAAUUAUCUAUUGGAUUUAUUUGAAGGAUCACCUCUCAUUCUUCACCAUAUGAGAAGAAAAAAUUCAUAGGAUAAGGACUCGUGUUAAAGGUAUGGCCCUUGCACUCAUCAAGGACUUGCUAGAGCAAGAGUUUAUCUGUAUAUGUAUCUGAUGACCCCCUUUUGUUUUGUUUUUUUAAAGUUUGUAUGUUUAAUAAACACAUUUUGUGAAA
This is a messenger RNA of Gossypium arboreum, 2400 nucleotides long. RefSeq names its product exocyst complex component EXO70B1-like. The record is from RefSeq and is a predicted model, not a curated record. Gene Ontology annotation, molecular function: phosphatidylinositol-4,5-bisphosphate binding. The transcript has a single exon. Gene Ontology annotation, cellular component: exocyst. Lineage: Eukaryota; Viridiplantae; Streptophyta; Magnoliopsida; Malvales; Malvaceae. Gene Ontology annotation, biological process: exocytosis. The coding region runs from base 300 to 2258 and encodes 652 amino acids.